GCCGUGUGUCUGCUCUGAGCCUUCCCACCCAGGACUGUCUUUCUAAAGGGCAGAUGGAGAGUGGAGCUUUGCGUCCUGAUUCUGCUGUAAUCCACCCUGGUGGCCUUCAGAGGACUGCUCUGUGGGUCACUGGAGGCAGCCCCACCUUCCCAGUGGGAGCGGCAGCUGCUGGUAGCAGGGGGGCUGAGUCCAGCCAGGCCUCUGGAGGCUUCUCAGAGCUACAGGCCCACAUAGGAGCCAUGAGUGGCACCGAGAUGCCGCGCCAGUUCCCCAAGCUGAACAUCUCUGAGGUGGACGAGCAAGUCCGGCUCCUGGCCGAGAAGGUGUUCGCUAAAGUGCUCCGAGAAGAGGACAGCAAAGAUGCCCUGUCCCUCUUCACCGUCCCCGAGGACUGCCCCAUCGGCCAGAAGGAGGCCAAGGAGAGGGAGCUGCAGAAGGAGCUGGCGGAGCAGGAGUCGGUGGAGACCGUGAAAAGAAAGAAAAGUUUCAAGAUGAUUCGGUCCCAGUCCCUGUCUCUGCAAAUACCAACGCAGCCAGAUUGGAAGGGCCCCCCGACAACCACUCCAGCCAUGUCUCCUGCAACACCUGUGCUCCCUGGAGCCACUUGCCAGCUCGCGCCAGCACCUUUUGCCAUGCCCGAGUACCAGCGGGUAACCAUCAGCGGAGAUUACUGUGCCGGGAUCACCGUGGAGGACUAUGAGCAGGCCGCCAAGAGCCUGGCCAAGGCCCUGAUGAUCCGGGAGAAAUAUGCCCGGCUUGCCUAUCACCGUUUCCCACGGACCACAGCCCAGUACUUGGGUAAUUCACGGGUGGAUACAGCCUCUCCGGGGGAGGGCUUCCCAGAAUUCCACCCUCUCCCACUGCCCCAGGAAGACCCUUACCGUAUAGAUGAUGCUCCCCCCAACCUGGGCUACCUGGUCCGCAUGCAGGGGGGCAUCCUCUUCGUGUACGACGACGAGAAGAUGCUGGAGCGCCAGGAGCCCCACAGCCUGCCCUACCCCGACCUGGAGACCUACACGGUGGACAUGAGCCACAUCCUGGCCCUCAUCACAGAUGGCCCCACGAAAACAUACUGUCACCGGCGACUGAACUUUCUGGAAUCCAAGUUCAGCCUUCACGAGAUGUUAAAUGAGAUGUCUGAGUUCAAAGAGUUGAAGAGUAACCCCCACCGAGACUUCUAUAAUGUGAGAAAGGUGGACACGCACAUCCACGCGGCUGCCUGCAUGAAUCAGAAGCACUUGCUGCGCUUUAUCAAGCACACGUACCAGACGGAGCCGGACAGAAUCGUGGCCGAGAAGCAGGGCCAGAAGGUCACCCUGCGGCAGGUGUUCGACAGCCUGAACAUGGACCCUUACGACCUCACUGUGGAUUCGCUGGACGUCCACGCGGGCCGGCAGACAUUCCACCGCUUCGACAAGUUCAACUCUAAAUACAAUCCUGUGGGGGCCAGUGAGCUGCGUGACCUGUAUUUGAAAACGGAAAACUAUUUGGGAGGAGAGUACUUUGCUCGGAUGGUCAAGGAGGUGGCCCGGGAGCUGGAGGAGAGCAAGUACCAGUACUCAGAGCCGAGGCUCUCCAUCUACGGCCGCAGUCCCGAUGAGUGGCUCAACCUGGCCCACUGGUUCAUCCAGCACAAGGUCUACUCUCCUAACAUGCGCUGGAUCAUCCAGGUGCCCCGGAUCUAUGACAUAUUUAGGUCAAAGAGGCUGCUGCCAAGCUUUGGGAAGAUGCUGGAGAACAUCUUCCUGCCCCUUUUUGAGGCCACAAUCAACCCCCAAGAUCACCGAGAGCUUCACCUCUUCCUGAAAUAUGUGACAGGGUUCGACAGUGUGGAUGAUGAGUCCAAGCACAGCGACCACAUGUUCUCGGACAAGAGCCCCAACCCGGACAUCUGGACCAGUGAGCAGAACCCGCCCUACAGCUACUACCUGUACUACAUGUAUGCCAACAUCAUGGUGCUCAACAACCUCCGCAGGGAGCGAGGUCUGAGCACGUUCCUGUUCCGGCCUCACUGCGGCGAGGCUGGGUCCAUCACCCACCUGGUGUCUGCUUUCCUGACUGCCGACAACAUUUCCCACGGGCUGCUGCUCAAGAAGAGUCCGGUGUUGCAGUAUCUCUACUACCUGGCUCAGAUCCCCAUUGCCAUGUCUCCUCUUAGCAACAACAGUCUGUUCCUCGAAUACUCCAAAAACCCUCUGAGGGAAUUCCUGCACAAGGGACUGCAUGUUUCCCUCUCCACCGACGACCCCAUGCAGUUCCACUACACAAAGGAAGCACUUAUGGAAGAAUAUGCAAUUGCUGCCCAAGUGUGGAAGCUGAGCACGUGUGACCUGUGUGAGAUCGCCAGGAACAGCGUGCUGCAGAGCGGCCUCUCACAUCAGGAAAAGCAGAAGUUUCUGGGACAAAAUUAUUAUAAAGAAGGACCUGAAGGAAAUGAUAUUCGAAAGACAAACGUUGCUCAGAUCCGGAUGGCAUUCCGAUACGAGACCUUAUGCAAUGAGCUCAGCUUCCUGUCUGAUGCCAUGAAAUCAGAACAGAUCACAGCCCUGACCAAGUAGGUCGAGCACUGGACAUGCAUUUUAACUUUCUGGUUUAAUUUCACGCCUGCUGUGAUUAACGGUGGUCAAGAUACCACACUAGGACUUUCCUCCCGGGAGAGGAUGCCUCUGAAGAACCUUCAAACCUAGUGAUUUUGGUUGUACCGUUCACUUUAAGACCCGACAUGUCCACUUCUGUUAGUAUUUCUGAGUAAUAGGUGGUGACUGCUCCUUGGGGAUCUGGGAGAUAGACAGUUGUCUGUACUCAUUCCUAAUUUUCCAAAUCUUUCUCUUGAAACCGCUAGUGCUUGCACUGCUAGGGCCAGGAUCUUCCACGGAUCAAGUGGCUACUGACAUGGGGUCUGUGUGGUUUUCUGCCAGAGUCCGCUGUUGGCCGUACAGUCUUUGUGGUAGUUGUUCAUUUCGGCCUCUGGCUGCCUUAAACAAAAUCAAUUUCAAAGCUCCCUGUCAUAAGGAGCUACUUUGAGAGAAUUAAAAUAGAUAACUUCUGCUCUGGCCGGUGUGCUCAGUGGAGAGUGUCGGCCCCUGAACUGAAGGGUUGUGGGGUCGAUUCCGGUCAAGGGCAUGUACCUGGGUUGCAGGUUCCUUGCCCCAGUUGAGUGUGCAGGAGGCAACCAAUUGAUGUGGCUCUUUCACAUCAAUGUUUUUCUCUCUCUCUUCCUCCCCUCUUUUCUACUCUCUCUAAAAUCAAUGGGAAAAACAUAUCCUCGUGAGGAUUAACAAAACAACAAAAAACCUUUUUUUUCUCCAUUUUUGAUGAAUUUUUUAAAACUGUUUUAUUUAGCCCUCCUCCCUCCUUCCUAUUUAGGAAGCCAAAUGUGCACAUUGAAACAGUCCCUCCUAUUCGGUGUCUUGGUUUCCUCAUCUGAAAAGUGAGGGUUUGGAUUAGAUGAGAGGUUUUCAAAUGGAGGUCUUGAAUCCCCCUCCCAAUUUCCGGGUGGGAGAGGGCAGGGGAGUGAGGUUCUGGGUGUUACCUUUGCUUCUUCAAUGGGACUUCUACAUAUUUUUAUUUGAAGUACUUUGAAAAGCACCAGACUAGAUAAUCUCUGUUCCCUUUUGGCUCUAAUAUUCUAUGAAUGAUUGUAGCCCAAUUAUCAUUUUACUUAUGGAAAAUUAGGGCCAGAGAAGUGAGAUUUACUUAAGGUCACACAGCUAGUAAGUAAUAGGACUAGAACUAGGUUUCCCCACUCCUAAUCCAGCCCUUUCUCCACUAUUCCACAAGGCCUCACAAAAGUUCUAACUUUUAUCACUAUAACCCGGUGCAUUUUUUCUUUGUCCCUUACCUAACACACGGACUUUUUCCCAAAAUGUAAGUGGUCCCAGGGGACAGGUAGAAAGUAUUUUUUAAGACCAGUCUGAAUUUAAGCUUUACCAAUGUACUCUUCAUCUGUGUUACUAGUGCCUGGUACAUAGUAGGUGCUCAAUAAAUGUAUGUUGAAUAAAUGACUUUCUCUUUUGGCAACCUUUUAAGAAUAUGUGCUCUUAAUACACAAGCUGUUCAAGGACCUUCUUGUUUAUUUCUGUGAGCAAAUGCAGACUAUGGGAAGUCCUGAAUCAUGAGAUUGGAAGAAUCCUAUUUUUGCCUGUGAAAAUGCUUAUUUGACUUCAGAUUUUCUUGUCCUGUGACUUUAUUUUAUAAUGCAUGUCCCCCCCACUGGUCAACAGAACAAUAAGUGUAGUGUUUUCUUUUUAACUAGGCAAACAUAUAUGCUAUCUUAUCACUAAUCAAGAAAUUGAAUGAAAACCUGGCAUUAUUUUAGACAUUUAUUAUUUUUGAAAAUUUCCCAUUUGUAUACAUUUGCCUAUCAUUGCAAGCAUUGUACAGUUUUUCAUUGUUAUUUUAUCUGUAUCAAGUAUUUGUUUGUAAUUAUUAAAUAAAGUCUGUUAGGACUACGGCUCCAUAA
Molecule: messenger RNA, 4462 nt
Organism: Myotis daubentonii (Daubenton's bat)
Lineage: Eukaryota; Metazoa; Chordata; Mammalia; Chiroptera; Vespertilionidae
Gene: AMPD3
Product: adenosine monophosphate deaminase 3
Biological process (GO): AMP metabolic process; IMP salvage
Cellular component (GO): cytosol
Molecular function (GO): AMP deaminase activity
Source: RefSeq, a predicted model, not a curated record